Messenger RNA from Miscanthus lutarioriparius, 261 nucleotides. The record is from the annotation of a GenBank genome assembly. Lineage: Eukaryota; Viridiplantae; Streptophyta; Magnoliopsida; Poales; Poaceae.
AUGCCUCCGGACACGAUGGCGCUGAAGCUGGCGCCGUGCGCGUCGGCGGCGGAGGACCCCAGCUCCGUGCCGUCCAGCUCCUGCUGCAGCGCGGUGCACAGCAUCGGGAAGCAGAGCCCCAAGUGCCUCUGCGCCGUCAUGCUGUCCAACACCGCCAAGAGCGCCGGGAUCAAGGCCGAGGUCGCCAUCACCAUCCCCAAACGCUGCAACCUCGUCGACCGCCCCGUCGGCUACAAGUGCGGAGAUUACACUCUGCCGUGA